Molecule: messenger RNA, 1598 nt
Organism: Cryptomeria japonica (Japanese cedar)
Lineage: Eukaryota; Viridiplantae; Streptophyta; Pinopsida; Cupressales; Cupressaceae
Product: photosystem II stability/assembly factor HCF136, chloroplastic
Exons: 8
Coding region: 45-1313 (422 amino acids)
Molecular function (GO): protein binding
Source: RefSeq, a predicted model, not a curated record
GAGCACCUCAUCAUAGUUCAAAGAAAGAUAAGGUGGGAGACUUGAUGGCUGCAAUGCAGACGGCAGGAGCAUCUGCUCUUCCAAAUGCAAAUUAUCACAAUGAAAUUUACAAGCCAUCCGUAACGGGUUCGAGUCUCAAUCCAAAAUUUAGUGGUUGCAGAAGAAAAUAUGUAAAUGGAAAACACAAUUGCCUUGUCAGAGCCUCCAUCGAAAAAGACCAACAAGAGAUACAAAUAGGGAGGAGACAAUGGUUAGUUGAGACUGCUGGAGCAGGUGUUUCCUUUUCAUUGGCUGCUCUUUCCCAAGGAAUUGGAGUUGGAAUUGCAAAGGCAGAGGAUGUGGGCCUUUCAGAGUGGGAGAAAGUGCCCCUUCCCAUUAAUCCAGGAGUUGUCCUCCUUGAUAUUGCUUUUGUUCCAGACGACCCCAACCACGGCUUUCUUCUUGGUACAAGACAAACUCUGUUGGAAACAAAGGAUGGGGGCUAUUCUUGGUUUCCACGAUCAAUCCCUUCAGCAGAAGACGAGGACUUCAAUUAUAGAUUUAACUGCAUAAGUUUUAAGGGAAAGGAGGGUUGGAUUGUUGGAAAGCCAGCCAUUUUACUUCACACUUCUGAUGCUGGAGAAAGCUGGGAGCGUGUACCUUUAAGUUCUCAGCUUCCUGGGGACCUGGUAUAUAUUCAAGCGACUGGUGAAAAAAGUGCAGAGAUGGUCACCAAUGAAGGAGCCAUUUAUGUAACUUCAAAUAAAGGCUACAACUGGAAGGCUGCUGUGCAAGAAACUGUUUCUGCUACCUUAAACCGUACAGUCUCAAGUGGCAUUAGUGGUGCAAGCUACUACACUGGAACAUUCAACACGGUUAAUCGUUCUCCUAAUGGUGAUUAUGUGGCAGUUUCUAGUCGUGGGAAUUUUUAUUUAACCUGGGAGCCUGGUCAGCCAUAUUGGACCCCACACAACAGAACUAGUGCUCGCAGGAUACAGAACAUGGGUUGGCGUGCUGAUGGUGGGCUGUGGCUUGUUGUUCGUGGUGGUGGUCUCUACCUUAGUAGAGGGACGGGGAUCACUGAAGAGUUUGAUGAAGUACCAGUUUCCAGUCGGGGAUUUGGAAUUCUUGAUGUUGGCUAUCGUUCAAAGGAUGAAGCUUGGGCAGCUGGCGGCAGUGGCAUUUUGUUGAGGACAGAAAAUGGUGGGAAGACAUGGACCCGUGAUAAGGCUGCAGAUAAUAUUGCUGCUAAUCUUUAUGAUGUUAAGUUUGUUGAUGAUAAAAAAGGUUUUGUGUUAGGGAACAAUGGAGUUCUUCUUCGGUACCUUGGAUAAAUAAUAGCAAAUAGAAACAACUAAUGUCUUCUUUGGUAGAAGUGUUUAUGGGAAUUUUGCUAAUUUUGUAAAUUUAUGAAUAAUUAUUAUUGCAUGUAAUGGAGAAAUCCAUGUGUUGUAAGAAUCUUGGCUUGCUUUUCUUGUAAAAUAUAUUGUAUUGAGGCCAUAAUAUCUAAAAACAAAAUUAGUUAAUUUUUUUGUGGGUUAGUCUUUUAUACAUUUUGAAAUUUGAAUCUCAUACACAUUGAUAUUUAAACAUAAUGUGAAUCAUUAUUGAAGAUUUAA